AUACAUUUUGGUUCAAAAUUUGGGUCUUUUGGAAAAUGAAUUUCUUCUCUACAACCGUCCCUCACCACCGUUCAAUAUUGUGAGGUCAUCCGAUAAGUACAUAGAUAUCACAGGUUAGACUCAGACCACACGGAAUUCAGAACAAAAUGGGAAAAUUAGUUUGCGUUACAGGAGCUUCGGGUUAUAUUGCCUCAUGGCUGGUCAAGCUUUUGCUUCACAAUGGUUACACCGUUAACGCCACCGUCCGCAACCUCAGUGACCCGAGCAAGAUUGAGCACUUGAAAGCACUCCAAGGAGCUAAAGAAAGGCUUAAAUUAUUCCAAGCUGACUUACUCGAAAAAGGAUCGUUCGAUUCGGCAAUCGACGGUUGUGAUGGCGUCUUUCACUCUGCAUCCCCUGUCAUGCUGGGUGAUAUUAUCAACCCACAGAAGGAACUUAUAGACCCUGCAGUGAAGGGAACUCUUAACGUUCUUAGUUCGUGUCUCAAGGCGCCGACCGUCAAACGAGUGGUGUUAACAUCAUCGAUGGCUUCUGUUUUUGUUGAACGAAAACGUAAAACAACCGAGACCUUGGUUGAUGAAACUUAUUUUUCCGAUCCUGAAUUUGUCGAGGAAAAUAAGGAAUGGUACAUUCUCUCGAAAACACUGGCGGAAAAAGCUGCGAUUGAGUUUGCAGACCAAAAUGGUAUCGAUUUGUUAGUGAUGAAUCCUGGCUUGGUGACGGGUCCUCUCUUGCAGCCAACUCUAAAUCUUACCACCCGAGCUUUUCUCGACCUUAUAAGAGAAGGGAAGAGCAUGACAACGCCAAGUGGCAUUUUCUUGUUCGUUGAUGUUAGGGAUGUCGCCAAAGCACAUGUGCUAGCUUUUGAGAAUCCUUCGUCUAACGGUAGAUACUGUCUUGUUGCAAAUGUGGUUUAUAACUCGGAAGUUUUGGGUGUCUUGCGUGAACUCUACCCGACUCUUGAUCUAUCCAAGAGUUCACAAGUGGAUCAACGGGAUAUACAACGGUUUCAAGUUUCCCGUGCGAAAGCAGAAUCUUUGGGUAUCAAUUUUAUGUCUCUUGAGCAGAGCCUGAAAGAUACCAUUGAAAGUUUGAAGGAGAGGAAGUUGAUAGAAUGUUCAGAUUACGGGUGUGAAUCUAAAAUAUAACGGGAAUAACUGCCUUUCGAGUCUCUCGAUAAGGUAAGUAUUCGUGCUUGACCCAAAUGUUUAGUCCUAGAUAGUAUAGGUACAUAAUAUUGUACAUAGGGGUGUACAUAACACUCACAUUGAGUGAGACCGACCAAAAAUAAAAAAUCAAGUGGACCCCACUCCAUGUGAGUGUUAUGUACACCUCUAUGUACAAUUAUUAUGUACUUGUAGCAUUUUUGGUAUGAGGAAAGUUGUACUUCUGACAUGUAUUUGUCCACUUUCCAGUCUGGUUUUUGAAGUUUAUCGUAUGGUGGGAUUUGGUUAUUAUAGUAGGUUAAAAGAAAAUUUUCAGAUACAUUUAAUACAUACUUUCUUUGAAAA
Striga asiatica is the source of this 1511-nucleotide messenger RNA. NCBI's taxonomy places the organism in Eukaryota, Viridiplantae, Streptophyta, Magnoliopsida, Lamiales, Orobanchaceae. The record is from the annotation of a GenBank genome assembly.